Molecule: messenger RNA, 3195 nt
Organism: Limulus polyphemus (Atlantic horseshoe crab)
Lineage: Eukaryota; Metazoa; Arthropoda; Merostomata; Xiphosura; Limulidae
Product: protein RMD5 homolog A-like
Exons: 10
Coding region: 18-1196 (392 amino acids)
Biological process (GO): proteasome-mediated ubiquitin-dependent protein catabolic process
Cellular component (GO): cytoplasm; GID complex; nucleus
Molecular function (GO): protein binding; ubiquitin protein ligase activity
Source: RefSeq, a predicted model, not a curated record
UUCAGAAGCCUGUCAAGAUGGAUUCGUGUUUUGCUGUAGAAAAAGAAGUAGAUAGAGUUAUAACAAAGUAUCAUGCAUUUAACGAACAUGCUAAAAUGACAUUAGCUGACUUGGUGAAUUAUGUCCAAGGUUUACAAACUGAAUUAAGCCAAGCACCAUUCGACCAAGAAGUUACACCAUCCCAAGCACUGUUGUUAGCACAGUGUGCUAAACGAGUAAAAGAUGUCACAACAUCCAUGACCACGGAACACAGGGACCUACAUGGAACUGUUUCGAAAGUAGGAAAAGCUAUUGACAAGAAUUUAAUUCCAGAUUUUGGUAGCACCAGUAGUGAAAAAGUUUUUGGAGAAGAAGAAAGUCAACGAUUAUUAAACCAGGUGGUGUGUGAGCAUUUUCUACGACAAGGGAUGCUAGACAUAGCUGAAGAACUCAUAAAAGAGGCAGGAUUGCAAAUGGAAGAAGGGAAGAAGGAGCCUUUCUCUGAACUAAAUCAAAUACUUGAAGCACUAAAACACAAGGAUCUGAAGCCUGGAUUAGAAUGGGCGUGUAGAAAUAGAGACUUGUUGCAAGCUCAGCACAGUUCGCUGGAGUUUAAACUUCACCGACUUCGUUUCAUUGAACUGUUACAACAAGGCACCGAAAAACAGCAAGAUGCUGUUCAAUAUGCUCGGGAAAACUUUCAACACCUCGCAAGCUUUCACGAGAAAGAAGUUCAAGUUCUGAUGGGUAGUCUUCUAUACCUUCGUCAAGGGGUUCAAAACUCACCAUACAGCUAUCUUCUUGAUCCCGUUCACUGGUCUGACAUCUGUGAAAUAUUUACUAAAGAUGCCUGUACCAUGUUAGGACUGUCUGUGGAGAGUCCUCUUACAGUUUGCAUCAAUGCUGGCUGUGUAGCUCUGCCAGCUCUCCUGAACAUCCGACAAGUUAUGCAGCAGAGGCAAGUAGCAGAUGUGUGGAGCUCUAGGGACGAACUUCCUAUUGAGAUAGAUCUUGGCCAGAGUGGCAGGUUCCAUUCCAUCUUUGCUUGUCCUAUCUUACGACAGCAAAGCUCGGAAAAUAACCCUCCCAUGAGGCUUGUUUGUGGACACGUCAUCUCACGAGAUGCAUUACACAAGCUAGCAAAUGGCAGCAAAUUGAAGUGUCCGUACUGUCCUGUGGAACAAAGCCCAACUGAUGCUAGAAUGAUACACUUUUAAGCUGUUCGUGGAUUUCCAUCCCUUGUAUUCUUGAAAUAUCUGAAGAAGAGUUUCCUUUUUUUCAACAAAAGAAUGCUGUAACUUCUGUGGGAUAGGCAGCAAGCACCGUAUAAAAAUUGCUGGGUGUGCAUUUUGGCAUACAGAACAUUUUAGUCAGAAAAAGUGUGUGUAAAAUAUUCUGUCAAUCCAGUUAAUUUGUGUUUGAAGGUUGGUGAACAAUGUUAAAAACAAUACUGUUCCUCUAUGUAUACAAAUUUUGUACAGAAAAUGUAAGUUGAUUAUGUAAUGAUUUUAACAUCAAGACGGAAUUCUUCACUUGUUUCAGAGUAUUCUUUAACUGAUAUUUUUUAGAGAUUUUCUUUGGUAAGCUUAAUGAAGUGAAAUAUCCUGGUAUGCAUGUAAAGUUUAAACAUUUUGAUGACAUUAUAUUACCAAGUAGGCAAUAAAUCACAUUAUGCCAGUCUGUAGUAUGUCUAAAUGACAUCUAACAAACCUAUCUUUUUCCUUAAACAAAUAUUUACUGAAAUUCUUAAGAUCGUUAUACAGUCGCAUCAUUUAAAUAUGUCAUAUAACAGAAUUAUCAUAAAAAUUUGCAUACACACACAUAAUCUUAAAAGUUAAAGACUUGGAAAUGGCCGAGACAUGAAACUUACACUGUUGAAAUAUGAUUUUAGUCUAAUAAUUUCAGCUGACAACUGUUAUGUAUAACUUGAUUCUGUAAAGGGGAUUAUCGUGUAACAUAUACAAUUCUAGGGCUAGUAAGAAAUAGUACAAGACAGAUAUUGGAUUGAUGUCUUUUUUUUUCUUCUUAUAUAUUACUUUGUUAUUGCAAUGUAUAAAGAAACUUGAAGUAGAGUUUGUGGAACGUAAGUAUUUGUUGUUUAUUUAAAUGGUUAUCGUGUAAUGUUUUUUGGAAAGUUUAUAAAACAUGUAUGUAAAUUCUGCUAGAAUCGCUGACUUUUUCAUACUUUAUAAUACAGUCACUCAUGUUUUAAUCUUUCAGCGAAGGGCAAGAGUCAUCAGAUUUAAUCAAUAUCUGUUGUAUUAAUAAUGUGUAGCAAUUACAAACAUUUUCACAUUAUCUGUUGUUGUUUUGUUUUUAAGUAAUUAACUUUUACGAAAAACUUUAACAGAAUUAUGCCAUGAAAUUGGAUUAUGUAAAAUUGAUAAAAAUAAUCAGACUUCCUAUGUUCUACAUUUGUCUUAGAUUUAACUUUUACUAAUUAUUUUGAGAACUAGACAUUCAGUGUGAAGUAUUCGGGAUGGAUUGUUUUUUAAACAACAUUCUUGUAAAUAAAAGGAGAGAGAGAAUUAUCCUGUAAAUUGGUCAUGCUGACCCAACUAAAUUUAAAAAAAUAUUGUUUUCAGAUUUCUCUUCAUUUCUUAAAUGAUAAAUUUCAAUAUAUCUAUGUUAAUUUUUGUUUUAAAAGUAUAUAUUCAAGAACAUCUAUAUACGCUUACUGUAUUACAGUUAUGGUAACCUACUUGCAUCCAUUCCAAGAAUGUAAAUCACCUCCUUUCAGAGAAUUUUUUAAUUUUAGAAGUUACAUUUUUCAGGAGGACUCAACUUUUCCAAUCUUAAAUCCAAAUAUGAAUGGUAAUUGACCUUUUCUUAAACCAAAAGAAACCCAUGCCUCUGAUUUUAGCAAAAGAACUACAACUGCUUAUCCCCCUGGUGUCAAUUCUGAAAGGAACAUAAUUUGCAGAUAUUAGGAAUAUAGUAGUGUUGAAAAGAAACUGUUUCAAAGUUUGUAUUUUCUUUUACACAAAAUGUAAAACAGUGUAGUGAAAAUGACCAUUAAUCAAAAAUUCUCUAAUUGUGGUUAUUUAUAUAUAUAUAGUGUGUGUGUGUGUGUAUGGAAGAGUUAUUACAAUUUCCUGUGUGUGUAUUAAAUAAUUUAAAUUUUAUUAUUCUAAAGUAUGGUUUUGCCCAGCAUUUGAUAUAUAAAUGUGAUAGCGAAAUAAAAGUUCUGGAAAAUACUAGAAAAAAAAAAUCAAA